AUGUAUAGUCAGAUUGUCCGUUAUGAAAAGACCCUUUAUCACGAGAGCCAGGGACCUUCCUACAUCAAUGAUGGAUUCGUUUUUCAUCUUUGCAUGGACGACUCUGCGGAGGGUGUCGUAAUAGAACGUACCGAGGAGAUCUACAUGAACAGAAUGGUCAGGAUUUGCCGCCAAGAAAGUGCCCACGUCAGUUUCCGAAGGCAAAACCCCACGAUCCGCAACCAGUUGAAGAAGGGCUUCAGCCCCAUGGCAGCCCACAACUACGGUCAAAAGGCUGUUUUGGCUAAGGAGCUCCGGGCGGUGUCCGGUGCCAAAGCCCACAACUACGGUCAAAAAGCUAUUUUGGCUAAGGAGCUCCGGGCGGUGUCCGGUGCCAAAGGCAGCCCACAACUACGGUCAAAAGCUAUUUUGGCUAAGGAGCUCCGGACGGUGUCCGGUGUCAAAGGUGUUUGUAUCCUCUUCCGAAAGCCACUGCCUGGGAUUAGGAAGUUGAGUCCUUUAGAAUAUCAGAAAUUGCCUCCAUUGAAGGCUAUGGGACUUCAUGACUUCUUCUUGGAGGAAAACCCUUCCAGCUGGACCCCUUCAAGCUUUGCUUCUCAUCCUCUAGGGAAAUACUAUCGAGAUUACAUCGGGGGCCUUAUUUCCUUAAAAGCGAAUGGCUCUACUGCAAUAAGGACGUACUGCUCCGCCAUCCUCAGAUACCUUCAAAGCGAUGCAGAAGGGCAGAAUCUUGAGACUGAGGCCAAGAAGGCCAUCGAUUUUAAAAACGCUCUGCAUGAAGAAAAGAUUGAAGAACUCACCUUCAAGGCGAAGGCUUCAACCAACUUUUUGAAAACUCACCCCAUCCCUCUGCAGGUUAACUUAACAACGGAAGGUACUGCUAUUGCUGUUGGUAAGCGCCUCAUCCGUGUCCUUACACGUCGUAUUCGUUCCCUUGUACAGGAAAAUGUGGAUGAUGUCAAUGUCAAAGAAGCUAUCGAAAUACAGAGAAUUCCACAAUUGGGGAGAUCUAAGUCAUAUGAAAAGCAAUUGGAGGUCGAGUCAACCAAUAAGUUCUAUGACAAUACGGCUACAGGCGUCCACAUUAGGUUUCUCAACCAAGUAUCUGAAUGGAUGUUGAAUGAAAAGGAUGUACUUGCUAUAUUCAACGAUUUCAAGCGGUCUCAAGAAACAAAUAUAUAUUCACUUUCGCGUGAUGGUAUUGCUGAUUUAACCUCACGUAGUGAUUUCAUCGACACAUUGGCUGAUGAUAUUUUUAACCAAAUUGUUAGUGAAGGCCUAGAUAUUGAACAAGAUGACGACAUCAGCGACACUCUAUCUACCUUAUUCCGAGGUCCACAGGCAAGCUUCGAAGAUGCAUUAGAGGAAGCAGUUAAGAUAGAUAGGAGCAAUCGUGUUACAAGGUCAAUCACAGCAGUCUUGGAGAAUUUUUCAAUGUUUUUUCCCCACCACGGUAUAAUGCCAAAAAUGAAUGAACGACAGUUUUUCUCUGAGAUUGUGAUACCAUCGUUUCGCCAUGCAUUUCGACUGGUUGGAAAAGAUAUGGAGCUCUUUGAAAUUAAAAUACUAGGGUGUCAGAGAAGGAAGAAUCUUCAUAGGAUCCCUAUGCAAGAAAAGGCUGUACAUGCCCACCAAGUAGAUGCAACCGUGUCACACGAUGGUCUACAGGUAGUAUUGUUUGAGUGUUCACCGCCUGAUGCUAAGGAUGCUGACAAGGCAUUCUCAGAUCAUUUCAAGCUGACCCGUGAUCUUAAGGACACAUGGAUUUAUAAUGUUGAGGCUAUGAUACAGAACGGUCGCGAACCUACAAGAGGCCUAACAGUGUAUGGAGUUCAUAUUGCAAGGAAUAGGUUAGAGCUCUAUGCUUUGGAUUUUAUGGGUUGCUUUCGACUCCACGAAUGCACCACAAUUACUCUCCCCACAAGGCUAAGUACGUUCCAAACCUGCUUUCAGGAACUGGUUCAAAAAUCUUUUUGGUUCGCGAAGCAAGUUAGAGCUGAGUUGGACAAAUGGGACUCUGCCCAAACUCUAGAGCAGUCAAAGAAAAGAAAGGCAGAGAGAGCCCUUAAACUACUUCCAAAAACAAAUACAACUCCAACAAAGGGAAAAAAAGUUAAAAUGUAUCAAGGUGAAGGCGAUCAACUCGGGUGA
Lobosporangium transversale is the source of this 2151-nucleotide messenger RNA. RefSeq lists its product as hypothetical. The record is from RefSeq and is a predicted model, not a curated record. The transcript has 8 exons. Bases 1 to 2151 code for a protein of 716 amino acids. NCBI's taxonomy places the organism in Eukaryota, Fungi, Mortierellomycota, Mortierellomycetes, Mortierellales, Mortierellaceae.